Messenger RNA from Penaeus monodon (black tiger shrimp), 570 nucleotides. Its product is annotated as neuronal acetylcholine receptor subunit beta-4-like. Gene Ontology annotation, biological process: chemical synaptic transmission; nervous system process; regulation of membrane potential. The record is from RefSeq and is a predicted model, not a curated record. The coding region runs from base 1 to 570 and encodes 189 amino acids. Gene Ontology annotation, cellular component: postsynaptic membrane; neuron projection; synapse. The transcript is spliced from 4 exons. Gene Ontology annotation, molecular function: acetylcholine-gated monoatomic cation-selective channel activity; transmembrane signaling receptor activity. Lineage: Eukaryota; Metazoa; Arthropoda; Malacostraca; Decapoda; Penaeidae.
AUGGCGAGAGCGAGCCCGUACCCCAGGCAAGCGCAGGAAGUCUCUGACGAGCUCCUUCUCUUAGCGACUCUUAGGGGUACACAGGAACGUCUGCCCGGUCUCGCCCACACCAGGAGAUUACCAACGUGUCCUCAAAAUCGGGGCUCUUCUUAUCUCAAUCUGGACACUCGCGGCCAGACCCUUUAUCUGAACACGGAGAUGAUCAUGGAAUGGCACGACCACUACCUCGAAUGGGAGCCGGACCUCUACAACGGGACGAGUGUCAUAAGAGUGCCAUAUCAUGAAAUCUGGUACCCCGACGUCAUCCUGUACAAUACCGCCGACCCAAAUUACCAACGGAGCAUCAUUAGCACCAACGCCAUCGUCAAGAGCACGGGCCAAGUGAAGCUCCUGUCUCAUGCUAUGUUCCUGUCCUCGUGUGACAUUGACACCACGUGGUAUCCGUUCGACCAACAGGACUGCACGCUCUACCUCUCCUCCUGGACGUACGAUUCUAGCAAGGUCGGUGUCAGCGCGAUGUUCUGCGGUAUUCCGCUCUCUGGCUUGAGAGGUUUCGACGAAGAUCUGUGA